ACCACAGUGACUUUAAGCUGUGCUCUCUCAACAAUUUUACUCCAGCAAUCUUGCAGGCUUCUAGAUCACCGAUUCCUUCAACGGCUUGUGUCAAUAAGCCAUCUUAAGUAACAUAGCAGGUUUUAGAUAACAGAUUUAUUCAACAUCUUGUGUCAAUAAACUAUCGUAACUAGUAAAAGGUUUUAGCUUAUUGAGCUUAAUUUAGAUUUAUCCGGCGGGUUGUGUGCAUAAAGCCCAUGCCCAUCUGACCCAGGGUCAGUGAGUGACUGUGAGAUGCCCAGUAAGACUGUAAGGUUGUUGGCAUGGUGGGCAACAUGCCUCCUGCUGAUGCAGUCUGCCCUUACUGCCCUCGCUGAGGAGAGGGCGCCCGGCUUCUGUUUUUGGACCCGGACGCUGACAGACCGGCGCACUCACCAGAUGUUCCUGCGGCAGCGGAGGGGGCAGCUGGUGCUGUACCACGCUCUGUGGGGGCACGACGGGCCCCUGCAGGCGUGCGUGACCAGCCGGGAACUGGCAGUAACCCACGGAUACCUGACAGAGUGCCGGGAGCGCCAGCAACAGCAUUUCAGCGCCAGCCCCCAGAGGUGGUUUCACACACACACGCUGUUCCAGCCGGGGGUGUGUGUGGAGGCUCAUGCGGGAGGCAGCGCGCCUGUCAGACACACUCGGGAUCUGCAGACCCAGCACGCCCACACAGAAGGAUCCGGAAGCAAACGUGUGAAGAGGGGACUGAUGAUGAUUCCUGGAACUCUGUGGUGUGGCUCGGGCAACACGGCGGAAAACUACACUGACCUCGGUGCCUUUGCACAGACGGACGAGUGCUGUAGAGACCACGACCACUGCAAACACACCAUCACUUCCUUUAGCUCUGACUAUGGUGUGUUCAACACCAACAUCUUCACCUUAUCUCACUGUGACUGUGAUAACAGGUUCAAGCGCUGCCUGCAGCAGGCUGAGGACUCCAUGGCCGGCGUGGUGGGCUACGGCUACUUCAACCUGAUCCAGAUGAGGUGCUUCGAAUGGUCGCUCAGGAUGGAAUGCACAGAGCGCAGCUGGUGGGGCAGUUGUGUGUCAUCUGACCUGACUCGUUACGCUGUAGUGCAAGAGCCCACAGACUUUAACUCCACAUUUCCAGAAAACCCCAAUCUGCCACAGCCAGACCAGGUUACCACACCAGACCCAAACCAGUCAUCCGAACCUCACCUCACGAUCAGUGCCACCACACCGCCACAGCCCAUUAUGUCUACAACCAACCUCCCGGAGACCCGAACUGAUGCCUCAGACAACCGAAUCAACCUCACGGACACCAGAACUGAUGCCUCAGACAACAAAACCAACCUCACGGACACCAGAACUGAUGCCUCGGACAACAGAACCAACCUCCCGGGCACCAUAACUGAUGCCUCAGACAACAGAACCAACCUCUCAGACACCACAGCCAGUGUCUCAGACACUAGAACCAACCUCCCAGACAUCAGAACUGACGCCUCGGACCACAGAGCCAGUCUGCCGGGGACACCCAGCCCACCCGACAGCAGCAGCCACCUCCCGCUCCCGCUCACUAACUCCACAGUCUCAGGUCCUUUGCAUUUGUGUGGUGUGUAUAAGUCCCUGGAUGACUGUAGACUGCAGGUGCCCCCACUACAGGAGCUCUUUGGUCUGAAGAACACAGAGCUACGAACCCUCUAUCACUGCAACUGUACCAGAAGGUUAGCAGAGCAUCUGCCAGUGCUGGAGGCUGCAGGACUACAUGCCUUGCUGCUGGACUUUGUAUCAGAGUAUUGCUUCAUCCUGCCAAACACACAGAGUGUCAUCGCGCCACAGAGCAGUGCUGUUCUACUGCAGAUGCCAUUCAUUCAUGCAAGGCUGGGACAGAAGAAGCCUACAACAGGCAGGCGCCACCUAUUGGACAAGGGUCGCCAACUCCGCCACAGUAAACGGAAAAAGAGGAAAAACUCGGGGGUCAGGCUGUACCGUAAAUGCCGGAGAAUGCACUCUCAGCUCCAUAGACUAGGACAACAUUGACCCCUAAAAAAACUGUAGCAUGUGUCACCCGGAAUCAGUUUGGCACAGAGAUUUCAGAAACAAACCUCUCAGCCUCUCCCUCUGCGCUUUGCUCAGCCCAUCACCUGGGUUUUACAUUUGAUUGACAUUCUGGAGGCCCAAUCCACCCUGAGCUGCUCUGAGUUUCUGAUUGAUGAAAGACUGAAGCUGGCUGAGAAACUUCAGAGGGGUGAUGCAUGCUGAUGCAUGCUACUCAUGUUGCAGAAGCACAUAAAAAAGUUGCCUUCUGUUGCUUUAAUCAUAAUCCUGUUUAUUGUAUAUUAUUCUAAAUAAGCUAUAUGUAGAAUAAUGCCAAUUUUGUCAAUGUGAAAGGCUGUUUGAAAGAAAUGAUGUGUAUUGAAUGUUGUAUAUGAAGAUCCAACGUUACUUGUGAAGUCCAUGUUC
Molecule: messenger RNA, 2448 nt
Organism: Clupea harengus (Atlantic herring)
Lineage: Eukaryota; Metazoa; Chordata; Actinopteri; Clupeiformes; Clupeidae
Gene: pla2g3
Product: phospholipase A2 group III
Biological process (GO): arachidonate secretion; phospholipid metabolic process
Molecular function (GO): A2-type glycerophospholipase activity
Source: RefSeq, a predicted model, not a curated record